Messenger RNA from Myripristis murdjan (pinecone soldierfish), 9783 nucleotides. It is a transcript of the gene itpr2, whose product is annotated as inositol 1,4,5-trisphosphate receptor, type 2. NCBI's taxonomy places the organism in Eukaryota, Metazoa, Chordata, Actinopteri, Holocentriformes, Holocentridae. The record is from RefSeq and is a predicted model, not a curated record. Gene Ontology annotation, molecular function: inositol 1,4,5-trisphosphate-gated calcium channel activity; inositol 1,4,5 trisphosphate binding. The coding region runs from base 305 to 8359 and encodes 2684 amino acids. The transcript is spliced from 57 exons. Gene Ontology annotation, cellular component: membrane; endoplasmic reticulum. Gene Ontology annotation, biological process: calcium ion transmembrane transport.
UGACAUACAGGAAGAAGUUGAAUAAGUGUAAAAACACGGCGCUGUUUAACAAAAAACGCCAGUACUUUUGCACUUUCACUUUUUGUUAACCGAUUAACUUCAGAAACGUAAAGGUGUCGCCGGUUGGUGCAUUUAGCUUUUUUUUUUUUUUUUAGUUUUUUUUUUUCUGUACUCAUUUGGCAGGAGUGAACCUGAGGAUUUCUGCCAAGCCUAAACGCUGUAUAACGUGUGGAUUACUUCAUCAGAGAAACACGAGUCGUUUAAAUGGAAAAUCAGGGACAUUCUUGAAUGAACUUUGGGCAAAAUGUCAGAGCACAGAUCCAGUUUUCUUCACAUUGGAGACAUUGUGUCUCUUUACGCGGAAGGCUCGGUGAAUGGCUUCAUCAGUACUUUGGGGCUUGUUGAUGACAGGUGUGUGGUCCAGCCUGAUGCCGGGGACCUGGCCAACCCACCCAAAAAGUUCAGAGAUUGCCUCUUCAAGGUGUGUCCCAUGAACAGAUACUCGGCCCAGAAGCAGUUCUGGAAGGCGAAGCAGGGCAAACAAGGAAAUAACAACACGCAGGGAGACCUGUUCAAGAAACUACAGCAUGCAGCAGAGCUGGAGCAGAAGCAGAAUGAGUCAGAAAACAAGAAGCUCCUUGGAGAAGUUGUCAAAUACAGUAAUGUAAUCCAGCUCCUACACAUAAAGAGCAAUAAGUACCUGACGGUGAACAAGCGUCUCCCUGCCUUGUUGGAGAAGAAUGCAAUGCGGGUUUCUCUCGACCCGGCUGGAAAUGAGGGCUCCUGGUUCUACAUCCAGCCUUUCUGGAAGCUCCGCAGUGAAGGAGACAAUGUGGUGGUUGGAGACAAAGUGGUGCUGAUGCCAGUGAACGCAGGGCAGCCACUUCACGCCAGUAACAUUGAGCUACUGGACAACCCUGGCUGCAAGGAGGUUAAUGCUGUCAACUGCAACACCAGCUGGAAGGUCACCUUGUUCAUGAAGUUCAGUGACUACAGGGAAGAUGUGCUGAAGGGGGGUGACGUCGUGCGGCUCUUCCACGCCGAGCAGGAGAAGUUCCUGACCUGUGAUGAGUACAAGAAGCAGCAGCAUGUCUUCCUCAGGACCACGCUGCGGCAGUCUGCCACCUCUGCCACCAGCUCCAAGGCACUCUGGGAGAUUGAGGUUGUGCACUAUGACCCGUGUAGAGGAGGUGCUGGCCAGUGGAACAGUCUCUUCCGCUUCAAACACCUAGCCACUGGGAACUACCUUGCUGCUGAGGUGAACCCAGACUUCAAAGAUGACAGCACAGAGACCAAGGGAGAGAGUGACACAGAUACCGUGUUCUCCAAGAGGAAGCGUCAAGCUGCAGAGAAGAUUGCUUUCACCCUGGUAUCUGUUCCUCAUGGCAAUGACAUUGCUUCUCUGUUUGAGCUGGAUGCCACCACUCUGCAGCGGGCCGACUGUCUGGUGCCCAGAAACUCCUACGUGAGGCUGAGACACCUCUGCACCAACACUUGGGUGACAAGCACCAACAUUCCCAUCGAUGCAGAGGAGGAGCGUCCUGUCAUGCUCAAGAUUGGCACCUGUCCCACAAAAGAGGACAAAGAAGCUUUUGCCAUCGUGUCUGUCCCCCUGUCAGAGGUCAGGGAUUUGGACUUUGCCAAUGAUGCCAGCAAAGUCCUUGAAUCCACUGUGAGGAAGCUUCAGUAUUGCAACAUUGCUCAGAAUGAGAGGAGGUUUGUGACUAAGCUUCUGGAGGACCUGGUUUUCUUUGUGUGUGAGGUACCAAACAAUGGCCAGGAUGUGCUGUCUGUGGUCAUCUCCAGACCCAACCGAGAGAGGCAGAAACUCAUGAGGGAACAGAACAUCCUUGCCCAGAUCUUUGGCAUCCUGCAGGCACCAUUUAAAGACCAGGGGGAUGGUCCCAUGCUGAAAUUGGAGGACCUGGGAGAUCAGCGCUAUGCUAACUUCAAGUACAUGCUGAGACUUUGUUACAGGGUGCUGCGCCACUCCCAGCAGGACUAUCGGAAGAACCAGGAGUACAUAGCCAAAAAGUUCUCCAUCAUGCAGUCCCAGAUUGGCUAUGAGAUUCUGGCCGAGGACACGAUCACAGCCCUGCUGCACAACAACCGCAAGCUGCUGGAGAAACACAUCACGGCCAAGGAGAUCGAGACCUUCGUUAACUUACUGAGACGUAACAGAGAGCCCAGAUUCCUGGACUAUCUCUCUGAUCUUUGCGUGUCCAAUAAGACUGCCAUCCCAGUCACACAGGAGCUUAUCUGUAAAUUCAUGCUGAACCCUUCCAAUGCAGAUAUCCUCAUCCAGACAAAACUAAUCCUGAGCACAGAGACCACCCUGGAGUCAUCUCUGCUGCAGGAGGAGGUGGACGACGAGGAGGUUUGGCUCUACUGGAUUGACAGCCAUAAGGAGCCUCACGGCAAAUCCAUCCGCCACUUGGCCCAGGACGCCAAGGGCAACCAUAAGAUGGAUGUAGACAUCAUCACCUACUACAGGUACCAGUUGAACGUGUUUGCUAAAAUGUGUCUGGAUCGUCAGUACCUUGCCAUCAACCAGAUCUCCUGCCAGCUGCCUGUCGAAUUAAUCCUGCGCUGCAUGUUUGACGACUGCCUGCCGUACAACCUAAGAGCCUCCUUCUGCCGCCUCAUGCUGCACAUGCAUGUGGACCGUGACCCACAGGAGGCCGUGGUGCCUGUACGCUACGCCCGCCUCUGGACCGAGAUACCCUCCAAGAUCACCAUCCAUGAGUUCGAGUAUGAAUCCACAGACACCUCAAGAGAGGAGAUGAAGAGGAAAUUUGCUCCCACCAUGGAGUUUGUGGAAGAAUACCUCAAAGACGUGGUCAGCCAGCCUUUUCCAUUUGGGGACAAAGAAAAGAAUGAACUCACUCUAGAGGUGGUGAAUCUAGCUCGUAACCUGGUCUACUUUGGAUUCUAUAGCUUCAGCGAACUGCUGCGCCUCACACGCACUCUGCUGGCCAUCCUAGAUAUUGUCCAGCACCCGCUGACCUACAUGAACAAGCUCAACAAGAGUCCAGAGGCUGGGAACAAUGUGUUGCGUACAAUCCACGGUGUUGGGGAGAUGAUGACUCAGAUGGUGAUGAGCCGAGGUCUUCCACACAGCCUCCCCGACACCCCUCCCUCCCUGCGCUAUGGGAAAGGCCACUUCCUGCCAGACAACGAGGAUGUCAUGGUGAUGGACACCAAGCUGAAGAUCAUAGAGAUCCUACAAUUCAUCCUGAGCGUGAGGCUGGAUUACAGGAUUACAUACUUGUUGUCCAUUUACAAGAAAGAAUUUGGGGACAAGAACGUCACAACCGACAACUCUGUCUCAAUGGCUGACAUUCCUCCAAUGUCAGCUUCUGAGCCAGACAUAGAUGAGAUUGCCACCAAAGCAGAGACCAUGUUUGCGGGGAGCUCGGAGCUAAGUGCAGUGGAGCUGGAUGAUGAGGGUGGCCGGACAUUUUUGAGAGUCCUGAUCCAUCUGAUCAUGCAGGACUACCCCCCGCUGGUGUCUGGCUCUCUCCAGCUCAUCUUCAAGCACUUCAGCCAGAGAGCUGAGGUCCUGCAGGCCUUCAAACAGGUUCAGCUGCUGGUGUCAGAGCAGGAUGUAGAGAACUACAAGCAGAUCAAAGCUGACCUGGACCAACUGCGUCUGACUGUAGAGAAGUCAGAGCUGUGGGUGGAGAAGAGUGGAGGCUACAGCAGUGAGGACCUGGUAGCCAGGCAGGCCAAGGAACAAAACAACGAGGUGCUAUUCCAUCUUUUCGGGGAGGUUGUCUUGAGCCCGGUGCAGGAUGGGGAUAUAAAACCUCAGAUUGACAGCAAUAAAGCAAACAACUAUAAUAUUGUCAAGGAGAUCCUGCUUCGGCUCACUAAGCUGUGCUACCCCAGUAAGAAGAGUCGUGUCCAGCAGCAGAGGCUGCUGAAGAACAUGGGCGCCCACACUGUGGUGCUGGACCUGCUGCAGAUCCCCUAUGAGAAGAGUGAUGAGAAGAUGAAUGAGAUCAUGACCUUGGCGCACACAUUUCUGCAGAACUUCUGCCGCGGGAACUCUCAGAACCAAAUCCUUCUACAUAAACACCUUAACCUCUUCCUCACCCCAGGGUUGCUGGAAGCCGAGACCAUGCGCCACAUUUUUAUGAACAACUACCAUCUGUGCAAUGAGAUCAGUGACCGCGUGGUCCACCAUUUCGUCCACUGCAUCGAGACACACGGCAGACACGUUCAGUACCUCAAGUUCCUGCAAACCAUUGUGAAAGCUGACGGCAAGUAUGUGAAGAAGUGUCAGGACAAAGUCAUGACAGAGCUGGUGAACGGAGGCGAGGAUGUGCUGGUGUUCUACAACGACCGCUCGUCCUUCUCGGUGUUGCUGCAGAUGAUGGGCUCGGAGCGGGAGCGCUCAGAUGAAGGCGGCGCUCUGGCCUACCACAACACCCUGGUGGAGCUUUUAGCUGCCUGCACCGAGGGCAAGAACGUCUACACCGAGCUGAAAUGUAACUCCUUGCUGCCCCUGGAUGACAUCGUCAAAGUUGUCACUGACGUUCACUGCAUACCAGAGGUGAAAACAGCCUAUGUGAACUUUGUGAAUCACUGCUAUGUAGACACGGAGGUGGAAAUGAAGGAGAUCUACACCUCCAACCAUAUCUGGAAACUCUUUGACAACUUCCUGGUAGACAUGGCCAGUGUGUGCAACAGCACCACGGACCGGAACCAUGCCGACCUGGCGCUGGAGAAGUAUGUGACAGAGACAGUGAUGGCCAUCGUCAAGGGUUUCUUCAGCUCUCAGUUCUCGGUCAACAACUCCAACCUGCAGACAAACCAGCCUAUCUUCAUCCAGCUGCUCCAGUCUGCUUUCAGGAUCUACAACUGCACCUGGAUCAACUCAGCUCAGAAAGCAAAUAUUGAGAGCUGCAUCAAAACGCUGGCAGAUGUGGCCAAAGCACGGGCCAUCGCCAUCCCCGUCGACCUUGACAGUCAGGUCAACACUUUGUCGAUGAAGGUCCACAGCAACAUGGUGCAGCGGGCAGCGAAAGACUGGAGGAUCUCUGCCCGCACACGACCACGCAAGGAGCCCCUGGGCGGCCCCGACUACAAGAACAUCAUUGAGAAACUGCAGGGGGUUGUGUCGUGUCUCGAGGAGCAGUUCAGUCCUAAGGUGCAGGCAGAGUUUUCGGUCCUGGUGGAUGUUCUGCACAGCCCUGAGCUGUUGUUUCCAGAGGCGGCUCGGCUGCGCUGUGAGAGCGGAGCCUUCAUGUCCAAAUUGAUCAAACACACAAAGAAGCUCAUGGACAAAGAGGAGAAGCUGUGUAUCAAGAUCCUGCAGACACUCAGAGAGAUGCUGGACAAGAAGGAAAGCUUUCAGGAAUCUGGAAACGUGUUAAGAAAGAUUCUCCUCACGCGCUACUUUGGAAAUCAAAGGCUUCUCUCCAAGUCAGAGUUUGGGAGUGGAAACUGCUCAUCAGGGGGCUUUGUCAAGCCGUCGUCUGGAGGAGGUUCCUCUGCCGUCGACUCUGACAAGCCGGGCUGCAGCAUAGCAGAGAUCCAGUGUCUGCUGGACAACGUGGGAACAUCAGAGCUGGUGAUUGACCUCAUCGUCAACACCAAGAAUGAUAGAGUGUUUGAAGAGAGCAUCCUCCUGGGCAUCGCCCUCCUCCAGGGAGGAAACACGCAGAUACAGAACUCCUUCUACAGCCAGCUAUACAAGCAGAAGAAGUCAGAGAGGUUUUUUAAGGUUUUCUACGACCGCAUGCGUCUGGCCCAGCAAGAGAUCCGCGCCACCGUGUCCGUCAACAUGUUUGAGAUCAGCUGCAGGAAAAGGGACGAUGACAGUGACAUCACUGGUUUCAGGUUCAAGAAAGUGAAAGACUCGGGGCUUCAUAUGAGGGAAGAAAUGCGAGGCCAGCUAAAGGAGGCGUCCUCGAUUACCUCCAAGGCCUUCUGUGCCUUCAGGAAGGAGCUGGACCCUGACCUGGAGGGUCUGGGCCAGAGCAGUGAGAUGCCCGGGGCUGAAGAGGCUAUAGAGGAAACUCAGAUGAGCCCAGCCAUCACCAUCAUGAAACCCAUCCUACGCUACCUGCAGCUGCUCUGUGAGAACCACAACUCAGACCUGCAGAAUUUUCUGCGCAACCAGAACAACAAGACCAACUACAACCUGGUGUGUGAGACUCUCCAGUUCCUGGACUGUAUUUGUGGCAGCACCACCGGAGGCCUUGGGCUGCUGGGCCUCUACAUCAACGAGAGCAACGUGGACCUGGUUCGGCAAACCCUGGAAACCAUCACCGAGUACUGCCAAGGACCCUGUCAUGAAAACCAGUCCUGUAUAGCCAAGCACGAGUCGAACGGCAUUGACAUCAUUAUAGCGCUGAUUGUCAACUCCAUCAACCCCCUGGGGAAGCACCGGCUGGACCUGGUGCUGGAGCUCAAGAACAAUGCCUCCAAGCUGCUGUUGGCGAUCAUGGAGAGUCGACAUGACAGUGAGAAUGCAGAGAAGAUCCUCUACAAGAUGAGACCCAAUGAACUGGUGGAUGUAAUGAAGGAAGCCUACACCCAGGGGCUGGAGAGUGAGGCAGAAGAGGACAGUUUCAUAAACCAGAUCAAGCCCAAAGACGUUGGACAUAACAUCUACAUCCUGGCCCACCAGCUUGCCAGACACAACAAGAUCCUGCAGCAGAGCCUGAAGCCAGGAGCGGGACAGGAUCCUGAUCACGAGCAGGACGAUGCCCUUCGUUACUAUGCCAAUCACACAGCUCAGAUCGAGAUUGUGCGUCACGACCGCUCCAUGGAGCAGAUUGUGUUUCCGGUCCCGAACAUCUGUGAAUACCUGACCGAGGAGUCCAAGGUGCGCGUAUUCACCACCACCGAGCGGGACGACCAGGGCAGCAAGGUCAACGACUUCUUCCAGCAGUUUGACAACCUGUACAACGAGAUGAGGUGGCAGAAGAAGAUCCGCAAAAAUAAGGCUCUGUUCUGGUUCUCACGGCACAUCUCCCUUUGGGGCAGCAUCUCCUUCUACCUGGCCUGUCUGCUCAACAUCGCUGUGGCUGUUUUCUACCCCUUCGGUGAUGAUGGAGAUGAGGGCACCCUGUCCUCGUUGUGGAAUAUCUCCUUGUGGGUGGCGGUGGGUGUGUUCACCGCCUUGCUUCCUGUCCUACCCAAGCCGUGGGGAAUCCUGUUCUUCCUCGUCUCCCUUAUCCUGCGUGCCAUCUACACUAUGGGCCUCGGUCCCGCUCUGCUAUUGCUGGGUGCUGCCAAUCUGUUUAAUAAGGUAGUCUUUCUUGUGAGCUUUGUGGGUAACCAGGGAACAUUCACCCGUGGGUACAAAGCCGUGGUAAUGGACAUGCUCUUUAUCUACCAUUUGGGCUAUGCUAUCAUCUGCGUCCUUGGCCUGUUGGUACACGAGUUCUUCUACAGCUUCUUGCUCUUUGACCUGGUGAUCCGAGAGGAGACACUGCUCAACGUGAUAAAGAGUGUGACAAGGAACGGCCGCUCUAUUAUUCUCACAGCUGUUUUGGCCAUCUUUCUUGUCUACUUCUUCUCCAUCAUCGGCUUCCUCUUCUUCAAGAAUGACUUCCUUAUGGAGGUGGACCGGCCCUCUGCACCAGGGAAAAACAGUGGAGUUGCUGAGACGUGUAUGAGAGACAGCUGCCCUGACUCCUCACCUAAGCAUGAUGCGGACAAUGGGACAGAGUACGUGUGUGACACUUUGCUCAUGUGCAUAAUCACGGUGUUGAAUCAGGGACUGCGUAAUGGAGGAGGCGUUGGAGACAUCCUCAGGAGACCCUCCAAAGAGGAGCCUCUGUUCGCAGCCCGUGUGGUUUACGACCUCCUGUUCUUCUUUGUUGUCAUCAUCAUCGUCCUCAACCUCAUCUUCGGCGUGAUCAUCGACACCUUCGCAGACCUGAGGAGUGAGAAACAGAGGAAGGAGGAGAUCCUGAAAACCACCUGCUUCAUUUGCGGGCUGGAAAGGGACAAGUUUGACAACAAGACUGUGUCCUUUGAGGAACAUAUCAAGUCUGAGCACAACAUGUGGCACUACCUUUACUUCCUGGUUCUGGUGCGGGUGAAGGAUCCCACCGAGUAUACUGGGCCUGAGAGCUAUGUGGCUCAGAUGAUUGAGGAGAAGAACUUGGACUGGUUCCCCCGCAUGAGAGCCAUGUCUUUGGUGAGCAGCGAGGGUGAUGGCGAACAGAACGAGAUGCGCUCUCUGCAGGAGAAACUGGACUGUACCAUCACUCUGGUGGCUCAGCUCUCUGGCCAGCUGGCUGAGCUGAAGGAACAGAUGACAGAGCAGAGGAAGAAUAAGCAAAGGCUUGGGUUCCUGGGUCCUACUCAGGCCAACCAUCACAUCCCAGCCCACUGACAGGGCGCAGCAGUGGACCCCUACUCGAAGCUCACAGGAGAAACAUACGCAAACACACACUCAGUGUCCAACCUCAGGCACAAUACCUGUGUAGCCACAUAUAAAACCACAAUCACUAGUGUUAAAUUGCAAAGGGCUAGAAAGUAUUGAUGCACGUACAUUUUGAAAUAGUGCCUUUUCUGCAACACAAACAAUGCCUUAUUUGAUAUGAACUGUGCCUUGUGUGCAGCAGUCCUUACUGAGGCAUUGAAGCCGCUCGUCUGCACACAUUCCCUUAUGCCUUCUCAUACACUUAGCCACUCAGAGACUCUGUGAAUGAUUUGCCAGCCUUGGCACACAUUUGCCAGCAUAGAAUUAGUGUGCCAGAAAGAGGUUUCAGGGAAAGGUUAAGUUAAGGUUAAUGGUUAAGCGAUGUCAGUCUUUGGAUAGCCAUGUGUUAACCCUCUGCACGCCUUGUCUGUCUCUGGGGCCACUGUGUAUGAGAGACUGGGUCAAACACACACAGGUUUGCAGGCUGUGCUCUGAAAGUCAGGCUUUCUUUCAUUAAUGAUCAGCCCCGCAAGGGAAGAGUGAGUCUACAGUAACAUCAAAUAUUCAUUCUCUCCUUGACCUUUUAGAUUUUUAUUGGUAUUUAUGUGCAGUGUGGAUAUUAUAACUGGAGUAUUAUUUUUGCAUCAUGGAAAAUGAGUUGUUUUUUUUUUUUUUUUCUUUGUCUUGCUGCCUCACUCAUUAACUUUUACAUACAGUGCACUUUAAAAAAAUAAAAGGGAUGGGGGCGGGGAGGGGGAAAAAGGUAAGAUCAAAACCGGAAACCGUGAUCGGUUCGGAGCAUUAUUCUUCUUACAUGCUCUGACUUCUGUUUGAAAAUGCCUUCACUGCACCGUUUCAUCUGCCUUUGUACAGAACUGUACAAAGCAUAUAAAUAACAGCAAUGUGAAGUGAAAUAAUCUGAUUACCUGUGUGGAAUUUACUUGAAAGGCGUUUUAUGUCUAAAUCUUAAACUGGUACAGAAUGUAGUGCUGAAUGAAGAUGAUAUGAUUACUUUUGCAGUUCUUUGUUACAAUGUUAAGAUCUCCAUGUUGAUAGAGAUAUCAGCUAAUAGGCUACUGUAAUAUUUACUGUGUCGUCUUAGAUCAUCUUCCAUCAUCUACUGUUUGUUUGACUUUGAUGUUAUUGUUUUGUUUGUUUUUUUUUUUUACUCACUGUGUAAAUUCUUCUCACCCAUCUAGAUUCUUAGUGUGAAAAAGGGUUUUUAAACUUGCACAGCCAAAUUUCAGAUUAUGAGUGUGUGCAUUUGACGGGAAUCGUCCUUGACGCUUUCUACAUAAACAGUAUUAAAAAGGAGAAAAAAAGUAUAAAACCUGUGUAGAUAGUGUAUUUUAUCGUUUCAGAUGUUGCAUUGUAAUAAAUUCACAACAAGCUAA